This is a messenger RNA of Homarus americanus (American lobster), 4045 nucleotides long. Its product is annotated as zinc finger protein 341-like. The transcript is spliced from 14 exons. Bases 20 to 2803 code for a protein of 927 amino acids. NCBI's taxonomy places the organism in Eukaryota, Metazoa, Arthropoda, Malacostraca, Decapoda, Nephropidae. The record is from RefSeq and is a predicted model, not a curated record.
CACAGUUACCUCCGCCGUCAUGUCCCACGCCAUCUUUGACGCCCUGCCAGAGGUGCAAAUGCAACAGUUGCUAGAAGUACCUGAUUUGACCCAAAGUACUGUUACCAUAUCUGGGGGGCCUCCCACUGCCACCUCUACCAGCCACCAGUGUGCUCAGCUCUCCUCAGCCAUCACAAAUACUAGUAUAAGUGAGGAAGUGUCUUUGGACGAAGAUGAUGUAUUUCAAUGUGGGAGAUGCAAGAAACAGUUCUCAUCUCUUCCUUUCUUUAUGGCCCAUAAACGUGAUCAGUGCUCAAGUAAAAACGGUGGGCUGCGUGUGCUACAGACAACCCAAGGGGCGCAGUCUGCUUCAGUGACAGACCUAAAUAGUUUUGGUGAAAGUGCUGCACUUACUAACCAGAUCCAUGUGCAAGUCCAACCUCAACAAGCCACAGUGUCUGCAGGAUAUGUCAGUAGUGGUUUGCCCUCCCCUGGUACCACCAUCAACCAGCAUAUUAUUGUCAGUGAAGCAGAGUUUCUUCCAUUCAUUGAAACUACUCAGGUAUUACCACUGCCUGGGGGUCUGCAGACGGCCAGCUUCUUACCAGUGUCUAGCAGCAACAAAACAUUAUCCUCGGGAGUAUCCCCACUACUUACCACUACUGCUUCUAUAAAUGCCUCCCUUGAUGUUACUUCAAACUUGUCAUCAUCCCAAACUUUAACAACAAUCGUUGGGGGUGUUGGAGACGCCACUGAUGGUGGUGGAGGCAGCAGCAGUGGAGUUCCAAUACAAGUGGAUAUAACUGAGAAGGAUGAAGUUGCUUGUUACAACUACGAGUUCUUCCAUGGUGGGAUGGCCAAGACUGCUCCUAGCAAGAAUGAACCCAUAAAACUGAAGCCAAAGCACAGAUGCCAAUAUUGUGUUAAGGAAUUUAGCAAGAAUUUUGACCUUAAGCAACACAUCCGCUCACACACAGGAGAGAAGCCCUUUCAGUGCGUUGUGUGUGGUCGAGCCUUCACACAGAAAAGCAAUGUGAAAAAACAUAUGGCCACCCAUCGUGUGUGGCCAUCUGGCUCCCUCAGUGAUACUUUACCCAAAGACCCAAUUAGGAAACUUAUGAUGUCAACCUCAACAAUAGAUAUGGUACCUCAAAUUAACCUUUUAGAAGAUGGUGUAAUGAAAGAGGAGGUUCUAGUGGAUGACUCCUAUGUCUGCCAGUUCUGUGAUCACUCCGUCAAGAGCUACGUCAACUUACGCACCCAUAUGAAAAAUCAUGUUGAGGAAAAGGUGUACAAGUGCAUUCAAAAGAACUGUGACCUGUCCUUUGAUGACAUAGACCCCUUUCUGGACCACAUCAACACACACGACCAUGACUUGCAGUACCGCUGCCAUACCUGCUCCAAGGUGUUUUCUUCACUCAAGACUCUUGGCAAUCACCAGAAGGACCACUCACUGUCUCGUCAGUCAAAAAAAACUGUAGGCCCGAGUUAUUUUCGAUGUAACAAAUGUAGGAACAAAUAUGCCAGUGCUGAGGCAUUGGACCACCAUCUACGCACCUCUUCACAUCACUAUCCUUGUAAACAGUGUGGAAAAAUGUUCACAACUGAGAGAUUACUACGCCGUCAUUUGCACAGUCACGGAACAGGCAAUAUUUCCACUUGUGUCCAAUGCUCCAAGGAAUUUAAGACAGAGUAUGCCUUAAAGAUGCAUCAGCUCAUACACACUGGGGAGAAACCACACGAGUGCAACCAGUGUGAUGCUGCCUUUAAUCGUAAAGAUAAGUUAAAACGACACUUGCUGAUCCAUGAAGCAAAAAAAUUCCAGUGUCCUUUCAAGUCUACUGCUGGUUGUCUCAGGGAAUUCAGCAGACCUGAUAAAUUACGGCUCCACAUGAUGACUCACGUGGGUGGUCGUGCACGCCGUGGGCGAGGACGUGGACGAGGCUCCAACACCACACGAAUGGAACGACAGGUGAAGACAGAGAUCCUUCCCCCUGAAGAAAUAAAGUGCUCAGUCUGUCAUUUGUCUUUUCCACCUGGAGAAGAUGAUCACAAAUGCCUGGUAGAAGAGGAUAUUAAUAGUGGGUUCAUUGAUAACGAGGGUAGAGACCCGAGUGCCUCGGUAACACACACAGGAAGGAUCCGUCCUGUCCGUCAAGCAGUAGUACGAAGAGUAAGAGAUCAAGCCAGCAGUAAAAGAGGGGGCAGGAAGAAGAGAGGGGGAUCUGCGCAUCAAAGUCAUUCUUCACGUAGACAAAACCAACAACUGCAGGAUGUGAAACACCAAUACCAGCAGCAGGAAAAGCAUAUAAUACAGACACAGGAAAUUCAGCAUCAGGUAGAAGAAAAUAUCUUGAGUGUGCCGACCGUUGAGAGCAUCACCGAGGUAGACGGUGAUGCCGAUACCCAGAAUGUAGACAUCAUUUACAUCCCCCUUGCUUUGGUGCGGGCUAUGUCUACUGAGGAUGGCAGUCAUGUUGAUAGUGAAAUGUUGGAGGGUGGUCCCACUAUUACAUUAGAUGGCACCACAUCAUCACUUAUAGUUGGAAAUAGUACAAUGGUACCCUUAGUUAAUCCUGCCACAGUACAUGAAGUGGAUCAUCUAGAACCCACAACUAUUCUUAAGGAAACUUCAGAUCUGCAGGUUAUAUAUAAUCCAGCCACUCCUCAGCAGGGAAACAAUGGCACAACACAACUGGUAGAGACACAAUUAACCAGUAACCACAUCCACAGUGCACAGCUUGGCCAUGAUGCUGAUCUAGAUGAGUCUCACCUCACACACACACAUCUCACACAUAUUAACAUUUUACCAGAUCAGACUUGAUACGAAGCCUAAUAAGUAGUACAGUAAUCCUAAUCUUUACACCAUCAUAUAGCUGUCACAGGAAUUUGUAACAAACAUUAUGUAAUAAAUAUAGUGAUCAGUCCAAAAAUAUUGCAAUAAUUUACUCUUUUAAGUAGUACCGUAUUAAUAUUGUGUGGGAUACGUAUAUAUAUAAAUUUCAGAGAAUAAUAUCUAUGAAGACAAUCAAUUAUUUAUAUGUCUACGGUUUGUGUAAUAUUUUCUACCUUUAUAUUUCUGUCCCUCCAAAACUUUUGGCUUGUGACAAGAUUAGAGGCCAGUAUUGUAAUAAGUGUUGUAUAAGAAUACUUCUUGAUAUGUACAGUAUACUGUAGUACAGUACUGUAUGUGCAAUAUUUAGAAACGGAAAGACAGUCUAUUUUUCUUUGACAUAUUUUUGACUCGGAAUCAUAUAUUUUGCUUUAUUUAAUAAGGUGAUUGACUUGGAAUGUAUUUAGUAUAACUUGAAAUUUUGGAUCAUAAUUCUUUAUUUAAUCAAGUCUGUAUAUUAUUAUGAUAAAUUACAACAAGAUUAUUUUCUUGUUUGGUCUAUUUUAUUGUACAUUAAUUUCAGAUUUUGGUGCAUAAUUAUUAAUUAAUUGAUAAUAUAAUUUGAAUCUUCAUCCGUGAUGAAAAAAACAUUACCCGUAUUAUAUUGAGUUAAAAACACUAGUAACUGUUGAGAACAUUAUUGAAGAAGAAUGAGUAUGACCUCUAGCAGGUAAUUAAAACAUUUAACUCUUUUUCAGUUACUGAUGUGUGUUAAUUUUGUUGCCAUGUUAGAACCUGUAUGAGAGUAUAAUUACAGUACUGUGUAUGGUGAUAAAUGUGAUAACAUCUCCUCCCUUGGAAGGAGACUACAUUGAAGAUAACUUUGUGUGGUGAGUCUUGGCUUUGCACAAUGAAACUAACGGGCUUCUUUUGAGUAUGGAGACUCUUCCCUGCUUUCACUUACAUAUAUACAGGCAGUGCUCACUAUCCAAAAGAAUGUGUUCCACUGGUGUGGUGCAUAAUAUGAAAGUUCAUAUAGUGAACAGAAUUUUCCCAUGGACAACAUUAUCAUAAUGUUAUAAAUGGAGGAAUUAUUCUUGGGGGCUGACUUUCAAGCACCUUAUGUAACCUAAACUAACCAAACUUGAGUAUUUUACAAGAGAUACAGGUAAUAACUCAAUACAAAAUACCUCCCCAUAAACAUCUUCAAACAACAGAAAAGUAAAUUAGUAC